AUGGAGGGCUCAACUCCCAUUCCAGAGCCCCAAGGCUUGCCGCUCUUGGGAAAUAUCAAGGAUGUAAACCCUGAGUUUCCCCUAGGGUCAAUGGUAGGACUUGCUGAUGAGCUUGGUGAAAUCUAUCGCUUGCGUUUCCCCGGCCGAACCACAGUUUUCAUUUCUACAUAUGAUUUGGUGAAUGAAGUGUGCGAUGAAAAACGAUUCAAGAAAUCGGUGAAUUCGGCGUUGAGUGAAGUCAGAAAUGGUGUACACGAUGGUCUCUUCACGGCUAAAGAAGGCGAAGUCAACUGGGGUAUCGCCCAUCGAGUACUCAUGCCUGCAUUUGGACCGCUCUCGAUACAAAGCAUGUUCGACGAAAUGCACGACAUCGCCACGCAACUGGCGCUGAAGUGGGCUCGGUAUGGACCAGAGACCCCGAUCAUGGUGACAGACGAUUUUACCCGCCUCACGCUGGAUACCUUGGCGCUGUGCUCCAUGGGCUUCCGAUUCAACAGCUACUACUCGCCAGAGCUGCACCCGUUUAUCGAAGCCAUGGGCGACUUUCUCACGAUGUCUGGGGAGCGGACGAGAAGGCUUCCGUUGCCGUCGAUAUUCUACAAGGGCCAAGACGAGAAGUAUGAGGCUGAUAUUCAGGUUUUGCGGAAGACGGCGGAGGGUGUGCUGACGUCGCGGAAGGCCCAUAAGAGUGAGCGAAGGGAUCUCCUGACAGCUAUGUUGGAGGGGGUCGAUUCGAAGACCGGGCAAAGUAUGACGGAUGAGAGUAUCAUGGACAAUCUGAUUACCUUCCUGAUUGCGGGUCAUGAGACCACCUCGGGGUUGUUGUCGUUUGCGUUCUAUCAGCUUUUGAAGUAUCCAGAGAUUUACCGCAAGGCGCGGAAUGAGGUGGAUGACGUGGUCGGUGAAGGGACUAUCAAGGUUGAGCAUAUGUCCAAGCUUCCCUAUAUUGCUGCGAUUCUUCGUGAGACGCUGCGUAUCAACGCCACUAUUCCUUUAUUCACGGUCGAGGCAUAUGAAGAUACGCUUAUUGGAGGCAAAUAUGCCGUCAAGAAGGGAGAGACCAUCGUCAGUCUGUUGGCGAAGUCACACCUAGAUCCCGCUGUCUACGGUGAGGAUGCCAAUGAGUUCAAGCCGGAGAGAAUGUUAGACGAUAACUUCAACCGGCUUACCCGCGAAUUUCCUAACUGCUGGAAGCCGUUCGGCAAUGGCAUGCGGGCGUGCAUUGGUCGCCCCUUUGCCUGGCAGGAGGCAUUACUGGUGAUGGCCAUGUUGCUUCAAAACUUCGACUUUGAACACGUUGAUCCAGACUACAAGCUCGGUAUUAAGCAGACGCUCACCAUCAAGCCAAAGGAUUUCUUCAUGACCGCCAAACUGCGUGGCAACAUGUCGCCAACGCAGCUUGAGCGUCGCCUAGCGGGCAUCGAGGCCCCUAUCGGGGGGAAGCAACUCUCGGCGUCUAAUGGCGAUGCUGGUGCUGGGACAGGACUUCCUCUGACUAUUCUUUAUGGCUCGAACACUGGCACUUGCGAGGCAUUGGCGCAGCAUCUCGCGGCUGACGCUGCUUCGCAUGGGUUCCACGCAUCGACGGUUGAUUCUAUGGACAGCGGCUUUGAGGCAUUGCCGACUGAUCGACCCAUCGUCAUCAUCACCGCAUCGUACGAAGGCCAGCCGCCCGAUAAUGCUGCCCGGUUUGUGUCUUGGAUGGAUGGCCUCAAUGAGGAACAGAGUCCCUUGAAGGACUUGACUUACGCCGUAUUCGGCUGUGGAAACCAUGAGUGGGCACAGACCUUCCACCGUAUCCCGAAGCUUGUGGGCACGACCUUUGAACGAGCAGGUGCGAGCCGUGUGGCGGAAAUCGGACUGGCGGAUGCCGCGAACGGGGACAUCUUCACCAGCUUUGAGACAUGGGAGGACGAGAUCUUGUGGCCAGCAUUGGCUGAACGUUAUAGCGUUGCUGCAGACAGCAUGGGCAGAGCGGCCCCGGUGGACGCAACGGUGUCAACUCCACGACUACUGACCCUGCGACAAGACCUUCAAGAAGCCAUCGUUGUUGACGCGUGGGACCUGUCAACCGGCGAGGAAUCCGUCAAGAGACAUAUUGAGAUCCGCUUACCAGAAGGCAUGUCAUAUCAACCAGGUGAUUACCUCGCCGUCUUGCCUGUCAAUCCUAAAGAGAAUGUUCACCGAGCUAUGCGCCGCUUUGGUCUCGCCCGGGACGCAUAUAUCACCAUCACCACCAAAGGACAGACAUCUCUUCCGUCCAACGAGUCGAUAUCCGCGUAUGACAUUCUCAGCUCGUACAUCGAGCUGGCGCAACCAGCCACGAAACGUAACAUCCACUCGCUAGCCGAAGCAGCGCAAGACGAGCGCACCAAAGCCGAACUCAGCCACCUCGCCACAGAGGUCUACACCGAAGAAAUCAGCGCCAAAACCGUCUCCGUGCUCGACCUCCUCGAGCGCUAUCCGUCCGUGACCCUCUCGCUCGGCUCAUUCCUCUCAAUGAUGCCGCCCAUGCGAGUCCGACAAUACUCAAUCUCCUCCUCCCCACUCUCCAACCCCAACCAUGCAACCCUAACGUUCACCAUCCUCGACAAACCCGCCUUGUCCGGCCAAGGCCGCCACAUCGGCGUGGCCUCGUCUUACCUCGCCUCGCUCAUGAAAAGCGACGUCCUCUCCGUCUCCAUCCGUCACCCCCAGGCCCCAUUCCGCCUGCCCGAGAACCCAUCCCAAACCCCCAUUAUCUGCAUCGCAGCCGGAACCGGCAUCGCCCCCUUCCGCGGUUUUAUCCAGGAGCGCGCUCUCCUCCUCGCGCAGGGCCAGACGCUAGCACCCGCGGCCCUGUUCUUCGGGACGCGGUCGCCGGAGCAGGAUGAUUUGUAUGCCGUGGAGCUGACGGAGUGGGAGCAAGCUGGUGCUGUUGAGGUUUAUAGAACGUUUAGUAGGUGUUCUGAGGCGAGUGAGCAGUGCAGGUAUGUGCAGGAUCGGGUGUGGAGGGAGAGAGAGAGGUUUAUGGAGCUUUGGGAGAUGGGGGCGAAGGUCUUUGUUUGUGGGUCUAGGAGUGUUGGAGACGGGGUUAGGGAGGCGAUUAUUAGGAUUUUGGUUGAGGCUGAGGGUAAGGAUAAGGAUGGGGUCACGGCGAGGUUUGAGGCGGUUCGGAAUGUGCGGUAUGUGACUGAUGUUUUUGAUUAG
Messenger RNA from Aspergillus pseudonomiae, 3189 nucleotides. RefSeq names its product bifunctional cytochrome P450/NADPH--P450 reductase. The transcript is spliced from 7 exons. Bases 1 to 3189 code for a protein of 1062 amino acids. Gene Ontology annotation, molecular function: aromatase activity; iron ion binding; flavin adenine dinucleotide binding. Gene Ontology annotation, cellular component: cytosol. The record is from RefSeq and is a predicted model, not a curated record. NCBI's taxonomy places the organism in Eukaryota, Fungi, Ascomycota, Eurotiomycetes, Eurotiales, Aspergillaceae.